ACCAGUAACGUGAAAGUUCUUUUUGUGUGGGAAAAUGAUUGCUUGAAUGGGGCUUUUAGUAAUCAAUGACAUUGUCAGUCUUAACAGCUAGGUUCAGAUAUGAUCAGGAAGUUUAAAUUUGGGUGUUUGCAUGUAAAAAUUGAUCAUACAUGUAGUGAUAACAUUAUGUUCAAAUUAAAUAUAUAUCUAUGUAGAGACUUUCCGUAUCUCAAAUAUGGAAGUGUGCGAUAACGAAGUCAAUAAACUGUAAACUAAACUAUAAGUGCUUUAAUAUCUGUAUUAAGUUGCAGAUAUAAGUUUUUGUAUGUAGCAUCAGGCAUAAGUUUAAGUAAAUUACCAUGAAAGUGACUUUAAAAAAAAUAGGAUUUUAUCUUCUGUAUUGGUAAGGGAGGUGUAUAGCUGGUAGGCCAGAUCACUGUGAAGUGUUGGAAGACACGUACAACAAUGGCACACGCUGUGACCUCUGAGAACAUCAUCAAGCAGGGUUACCUAAAGAAGAGUGUGCAGUCAUCGGACCCAGCGCCCUCCACCUCCAAACUGCUGGCCAAAAACAUUAGACAGAAACUAGAGCCGACCCGUUGGUACGUGUUUGUGGUUCGUAACCGGUGUCCAUACCUAGAGUACUAUGAGAGGGAGGAGCAGGUGUUCAGUGGGAGGCCAAUACGCUCGUAUGACCUGUCCACCUUCCAGAACCUCUCCUACACCAUGGGGCGUACCAGCACCGAAUUUAUAUUCUGCCUCAUCCUGGCAGACCGCAAUAUAGAGCUGUCAGCUGCUAGCAGAGUGCAGAUGGUGGAAUGGUGCCGAUGCCUAGAGCGUCAUCUGCGAAAUUUGGGCAUACGGCAGAAGAAUCAGAAGGGAGACCAUGAGUACACCUCUUUCCCGGUGAGACCUAAACCCCCAGCCCCCAAACCCCCAGAAGACACCCCACCUGAUGCAGCUACCAAUCACCUAGUGGACUAUGAUGACCUCAGUAUGGACGGCGUCACUGAUGGACAGAUGGCUGCGGAAAAUGAUGAGACUUUAGAUUAUGUUGAUCCAGAGACAAUUCAUCCAAAACCUGUGUGUGACUUGAGCAAUAUGGAAACAUUGCCUCUUCGCCCACCACCAGUGAUACCCCCUAGACACUCCAAAGACAGCAAAUCACCCCAAAAACACCAGGAGGAAGAUGUGUUUGCAGAUUUUGCAUCAGUGAAACGUGACCCUACAAACUCACAACCAUCAUUUGAUGGUCAUAAUCACAAACUGAAUGAUAAAGAGAAGAGAUUAUUUGAAUCAGAUUUGGACAAGUCAGAAUCUGAUGAUAGCUGUGAAUGGAAUGAAGUUGUUAAGGGACCUCAAGUUCCUAAGACAAGCAAGCAUGCUGUGGAAGAUCCAGGCUAUGCUGAAGAGGAUUCAGACAGACUAACAAGCUUGAUUGAGAACAAUUACAUCUUUCCUGUAGAGUCUGACACAUCAGAAGACUCAGACUUUGUAAGUGCCUCGUUCUGGUUGCGGAACAGGGUCCCAGAAAAAGCUGACAGCUCCCCUCCACCUCUACCAGGUGAGAGACUGGAUUCAUUGGGACCAAUGUCAGCGACAGUAUGUGCACCAAACUCAAGGUUAAAUCCAUUUACAGAAAGGAAUUAUUUGCAUGAAAAUGGUAGAGUCAGUCCAACUUUGCUGUCCUUAGGGGUUGCACCUUCUCCGCAUGUGAUGACACUGAUUGACAAUGAACCAGAGCCGGUUGACCAAAAUUUGUAUGAUGUACCAAGGCCUUAUCCAUGCCCCGUUCCUACUAAGGUUCUGCCUCCUGCUGUCGUAAAUACUGGGCUUGAAAAGUUUAAAACAAUACCCGUAUCAGAAAGCAGUUUAAGUGAUAACAAAUUGCCAUCACAGGGUAAGGGCAAGGAUUCUGGUGGUAAUGAGAUGUUUGUGGCAUGCAAAAAAGGUGCCUUGAUAGAUUUCAGUGAAACUGACCAAGACAGACCAAAGAGUGAUGAAACUAGUGUACUAAAUAGGAUAACCCAGCUGAAAUCAGAGUAUACAAAUGUACAUGCAGACAAUCAUAGUGCUGGUGAUGGAGAUCCUGAGGAUGAGAGUGAUGAUGUGUAUGGGGCCUCCUGGCUAUGCUCAAGUGCAGGUUCGGAACUGACUGAUGUUAAGUCAGGUCAGAGAGAUGACCUAGCCAAGGCUCCUUCAGGUGCCAGGCCUAAACAGGUCCCAGUAGAGACUCAGAAAGAACAAUACAAAGUACCUUUCAAUCACACUGCAUCAGCACCUGUGUUUCAAACAGAGUACGAACCAAACACUAAGCCAGAGCAACUAGUUGUUGAUGUUGGAAUGGUCGAUACUUUCAUUAGUGAAAAAAUGAGUCAAGUGGAAUUAAGAAGUGCUCAAGAAGGCCAUAACAAGGAAACCAAUUCAAAACAAAAGCACAAAAGUGGCAUUUUGAAAAAACUGUUUCCAAGGCUGUCUCGUGAAAUUGAAUUACCUGAACAAUUGAUCGUUGAUUUACCUUCCCAUUCCCAGAAUGGAUCUGGGGCCGCAGGGGCAAAGCAGGAUGGGAAUCUUUACUCUGAUAUGCCUGGUCAGGAUUGUAGUGCAUCUGCUGCUUGCCAUGUGGAAGCAGGGCAUUGUGAAAUAAGUAAUCCAGAAUUCAGAAAGUCAUUCAAUAGUGCUGAGGAAUCAAAACCUCUCAGUUUACCGAAACGGGACUUUGGGGAAUAUAAUUCUCCAAUAAAACAUAAUACAAGUGUUUUAGGUGCUUUAAACCAGAACUUCUAUGAAGAUGUCCAAAUGCCAGAACCUAGUGAAGUCCAAAGUGCAAACAAAAAUGGACUUAAGGAGGUAAGCGGUAAAUUUGUAUCUCAAGACAAGGAAGAUCCCCCUGUAGCCCCUCCCAGAAGAAACAAAAUGAUGACCUUGAAAAGCCCGUCUUUAGAUUUCAGUAAAUCGUUAGGUAACUCUUCCUAUGGAACAGAAACAUUGGGUCCCAGUAAGGAAGGCAAGGUGCCUCCAGCUACCAGGCCCCCUGCCCGCCCUCCCCCAGUGGACCCAGUGGAUAUGCGAGCUAAGUUGCCUACACCACCAACAUGUAGAAAAGCUGUAGAUGAUAGACCUGCAGUGCCACCACCCCCUAGACGAUCUAUCAUGGUACAAAAUGUAUCAGAGUCAGCGCUAAAUAAAGGUGUCAGUGGGGCCAGACCAAAGUCCAUGCACAUCGCAUCAAGGCAGCAGUCUGUGUCAUCAUCAUCGGGGUCCGUGCUCACGGUCAUGAAUCUGAAGCAGAAUCAGGUGGACAUCCUCCGUUCCGAGAUUGAGUCCGUCAGUGGACUCUGCAAGCUCAUCUCCAAGGCUCACUUUAUGCAGGGACUAGCACUUGUUGAGUGCUUUGGACGGAUUUGGAUAUGUGGCUGGGAUGUCAAGAAAUUUCCACGACUUUAUGACAAGUUCCACAUUGGGGAUGAACUGACGGCUGUCAAUGAUGUUCAAGUAUGCGAUAUCGACUUUGCUCAUAAACUGGUGAAAAAUGUUAAAGCUGAAAACAUAGAGAUAUCAAUACGCAGAUUGCCCCAUGGUCAGGUGUUUGCCAUACAGCGUAGUGCAGAAGGUGAAAAUCUUGGCAUUCGAAGAGAUGGGCCUACAGCUGAGAUCAUCUAUGUUGAUCCCCAUGGACUGGCCAGCAAACAUGGUCUGAGUAACAAGGCCACAUCCAUGGACAAGGUCACUUUGUGUAACUGGACACUCACUGAGGUCAACAUGCGACCACUCAACCUCUUCUCCAAGGACAAACAAAUUGAGCAUCGGUUGCUGGCAGUCGGUAAAGACAUCUCCAUAGUGGUCCAGCCUUCAGACCUUGUGAGGGAAAUAAAGAAACAGAUGAAGAAACUGAAGAACUACAAAGACUUCCUCCUUGAAUGAAGAGGCCCUAGGGGGCUUAACCAUCAAGUUCUUUGAUUGAGUCUCUAAACAUAAUCAUAGUUAUAAGAAACUUUCAUGCCAUUUUCAAACUCUAAGUUCUUAUUAAAAUAUGCAUUAAUUUUACACAAUUUCCUGAACCCAAACAGUAUUUGCUAUAGGGUACUUUUUUCAUUGAUCUAUGAAAACUCAUAUAUGCCACUGGUUUUCUGUGCAUUUACAUGUUUACUCAUUUCAAUGUUAACAAUUGCAAGCUAUACUUGAGUGAAAAGAUAUAAGACAAAAUGUUUUGUAAUUAAACUUAUCUUAAAAUUACUGACUCGUAUGAUUUUCAGGAAUUGUUUUGUUCUUGUUUUUUUUUUAACUUUGUAAAUAUGGGCUUAAAUCAACUUACUUUGUUUAUGGUCACAUUACUUGUGAUUAAUUUUACUUUUAAUAUAUAGUGUAGCUUACGAGGUUUACUGUGCCUGAAAUAUUUGAUCUCUGAUUAUAUAAUAAUAUUACCAGCAUCAUGUAAAAAUGGGUCUUAUGCCACAUGCUGCCAGCAUAGCUUGAGAUCAGCUUGGUAUUUGAGCAGUCUGGUAAUGAGCUAACCUGUCUGCUAUGAAGUGACUCAGGUUUUGUAGUCCCAUUAUGGACAGGCUGGUCUGGACAUACACUGGCAGCAUGAGACAUAAGGUCCAUUUUUGCAUGAUGCGGAUCAUAUAACCAUGUAUGCAUUGUUUGGAUGUAGAAGAGUAGGAGUACGAAACAUGUAUCCAAUUCAAUUUUUUUCAGAUUGUCUGGGUGUCAUAUUGUUAAAUAUCUUAAUUAUUUCCAUGUUUCAAAGCAGUUUUAAUUAGUAAGUGUUAUUUUAUUUAGAAUACCUUGUAGAGAUUCUAAUGAAGUAAUAAUAAUUGUAAUCUUCUCUUCAGUGACAAAGCAGAAAUUUAAUUGAUGUUGGCAAUGUUGCUUGAUUGUUUUAAUAAAGAUGAUGUGAUAUCAGUUUUAAGAUGUCAUGGUAAAUCAGUAUCUAGAAUAGUUUUCAUGAGAUACUAUAAAUUAGCUGAGUUUAGCUUCCAAUUGUUAGGAAUAAAAUAUUGUCAUGAAAGUAUAACUAUGAGAAUUAAUAAUCUGUAAAUAAUCCUAAAUCUAUCUCCAUUUAACUGUCCUACCAUUUUACUUAUGAUUCAUUAUAUGUAGACUUUAAACAAAUAUCGGUUAUGUUUGCUGACUGUACUAAAUACAUAUAUAUUGUUAAUUUUAUUUUGCAAAAAAUGUGGCCCAGUUCAUACAUAUUUAUAUGUUAUAUGGAAUGAUUGGAAUUUUGAGUAUAAAUUAUUCACAAGUGUAAUAAACUGUGUAUUGACA
Messenger RNA from Dreissena polymorpha, 5250 nucleotides. RefSeq lists its product as uncharacterized. The coding region runs from base 445 to 3903 and encodes 1152 amino acids. The record is from RefSeq and is a predicted model, not a curated record. The transcript has 11 exons. NCBI's taxonomy places the organism in Eukaryota, Metazoa, Mollusca, Bivalvia, Myida, Dreissenidae.